AUGCAACUCUCCUCAGAUUCUUACGUUGUUUUUGAAAGUAUCACUCCAUUGGACCAGCAAGUUUUCGGAUUGGUGCUGAAUCGUGAGGCAUUCGUGCCAGCAACGCUCUCUGCCCAUCUGGAUUCUUUCUUUGCCGAGUUGAUCCUCUCUCGCCUGGCCUUAGACACAAAGGCUUAUACCACGGCUCUGGGGGAGGUCAAUUUCAACUCAGUCGUCGACUCCAUAGUCGACCUUUUCGACAGCAGUCUGCGAUACGUCGCCAAGAAUGACAAGUGGUCUCCCCUGGGCCGGGAAGUAUUCCGACAGCAAGUCGGCUCAUUUGUAUCAAGGGGAGCAAAGGUCGAGUUUUGCCUCCCUGCAUUUCCUUGCAAGUCAUCCAGCAAGAACAAAGUUCUCUCCGACUCACCAGAUCGAGGAGAACACAUUGCGUUAUCCAACCUGCACACAUUCAUACAAAAGAUAGAAGCGGUCUAUCCACCCGGCGGCAAACUUUGGAUCAUCAGCGAUGGCCACGUUUUUAGCGAUUGCAUUGGCGUUGAUGAUAUGACUGUGGACAAGUAUGGGGCACAACUAAAAGCCAUGAAUAAAUCGAUUGCCGAUAGCCGCGGUGGCAAGGAUCGAAUUGGAUUCAAGAGCUUACCUGAUUUGUUUGGCAUCGAGAGCCAAGGCAGUUUUGGACACUUACGCCGCAUCAAAGAGCAUCUCCCGGAAACAACGCGGUAUAUCAGUACCAAAACAACAGAGGAAGCCGAUUUGUGUCGCAAAGUCUUGACAAUGGGAUUUCGACCAGGCAAUGAUGAGUUGCAGGAGCUUAUCAGUGUAAAAGAUGCAGCAUUACUCGCCUUGUAUCGUGGGUUCUCAAGAUUCAUGCUUGAAGAUCUCGCCACGAAUCGGUAUACAAGCCAUCUCAGCCGGGCCCAGCUGAAAAAGAGAUCAGCAAAGGUAGCCAAGGAAAUGAUUCAGCGGAAUCAAUGCUAUUCCAACUUGGUGCAGAUGCUUUUUCCACACCAUGUGCGAUUAUCUAUACACGCUCAUGACAAUUCUGGGCCAAAAUUUGGCAUUCAGAUGUUGGGGAAGGGCGUUGUGCCGACAGAUGUCUUUCCCCCUAAUGCCACGACUGUUGAUUUCUGUGAUCAACUGCACGUACCCACGCCUUGGCACAACUGUAUCGUCCAGAUUGAAGGGCAUUCCGAGUUGUAUAUCACAAAGGCCAGCGCAAUUUGGCCAGCAAUCAGGGCCGGAGAUGCCAAGCUGGUCAGGGAUGGCGAUGCGGGGGAAUAUGUCUAUUUUAAGGGAUGCAAAUGA
Molecule: messenger RNA, 1305 nt
Organism: Pochonia chlamydosporia 170
Lineage: Eukaryota; Fungi; Ascomycota; Sordariomycetes; Hypocreales; Clavicipitaceae
Product: pyoverdine/dityrosine biosynthesis protein
Exons: 4
Coding region: 1-1305 (434 amino acids)
Source: RefSeq, a predicted model, not a curated record